AUGGGCAUCCAACAAAUCACCAACAUGUGUUCCCAUCUCCAAAACGCCUCCCGCGCACGUCUGGGCCUGACCUCCCUGCCCAACACCAAAUACAACCUCGCGCUCGCCCUGGCCCUGCACCGCGCAGGCUUCAUCUCCUCCGUCACGCGGGGCGGUCCUCACCCGCCCACGCCCGAGGCCCUUUUGACGCAUGAGCCCGAGCCCGUCACCAGCGCCAACGUGGCCACGCGCCGGUUGUGGGUGGGACUCAAGUACUGGAACGAGGAGCCCGUCUUGAAGUCGCUGAAGCCGAUUUCGAAGCCGUCGAGGUUGGUGACUGCUUCUUUGGAGGAGUUGAACCGUGUGGCGAGGGGCUUUCCUGCGGGUUAUAUGAAGGGGUUGCAGUUGGGGGAGUGUUUGUUUGUGAAUACUGAUAGAGGUGUGUUGGAGGUUAGGGAGGCGGUGGAGAGGAAAGUUGGUGGGUUGGUUUUGUGCAAGGUAAAAUAG
Messenger RNA from Neurospora tetraspora, 486 nucleotides. Its product is annotated as ribosomal protein S8. The record is from RefSeq and is a predicted model, not a curated record. Bases 1 to 486 code for a protein of 161 amino acids. Gene Ontology annotation, molecular function: structural constituent of ribosome. Gene Ontology annotation, biological process: translation. Gene Ontology annotation, cellular component: ribosome; mitochondrion. The transcript has a single exon. Lineage: Eukaryota; Fungi; Ascomycota; Sordariomycetes; Sordariales; Sordariaceae.